This is a messenger RNA of Sebastes umbrosus (honeycomb rockfish), 1022 nucleotides long. It is a transcript of the gene gins3, whose product is annotated as GINS complex subunit 3. The transcript has 3 exons. The record is from RefSeq and is a predicted model, not a curated record. The coding region runs from base 35 to 670 and encodes 211 amino acids. Gene Ontology annotation, biological process: mitotic DNA replication initiation. Lineage: Eukaryota; Metazoa; Chordata; Actinopteri; Perciformes; Sebastidae. Gene Ontology annotation, cellular component: GINS complex.
UAAAGCUACUGUCGGUCUCAUUCGGCCACACAACAUGGACACUCAGUCGUAUCUCCCCGUGCAGCCCGGUGUGGGCAUGCAGGAGAGCUUCCUGUCUCUAGACGACAUCCUGCUCUCACACGAGAGACUUCCCAUCCGGACGGAGUGCAGCUUUCCUCGGCUGGGCUUUCUGGAGAAGUCGAGUGACACGCAGGAUAUACCGGAGGGUACGAAGAUGGAGCUUCCUUUGUGGCUGUCCAAGGGUCUGUACGAGAAGAAGAGGAGAGUGUUGUCAGUUGAGCUUCCGAAGGUGUACAGAGAGGGCUGGAGGACUGUGUUCAACGCAGACCCCAACGUGGUGGAUCUGCAUAAGAUGGGGCCCUACUACUACGGCCUGGGAUCCCAGAUGCUGCACUUUGACAGCCCAGAGAACCCAGAGAUCGCACAGACGCUGCUGCAGACGUUCAUUGGUCGGUUCAGACGGAACAUGGACUCCUCCCAGAAUGCCUACAACGAGGACACGUCUGCGCUGGUGGAGCGUCUGGACUGUCUGGAGAGGGCUCUGUUCACGUCCGGGCAGAGCGGCCUCAACGGCUUCCAGAGCUGGGAGAAAGGCCAGGCCUCACAACUCACCGCCUCCAGUCUUGUUCUCAACUACCGCAAGAGGAAGAUCACCGAUAUGCAGCCCUGACCUCGGCACUGAGGUUAAAAGAUACAGACUCUGGUCAGAACUUAGACAGAGCACGACGGCAGCACUGACAAAUCACCACCCUCUACCUUUGAGCCACGCUGUCUGUGGUGGGACGAGGAUACAUUUUCAUUACUUUGUCAUAUUGUGUGAGUUUCACGUAAUCUCGACAAUUUGACAAUGUGUUCAUAAUCGCUACGUGUUUCAUCACUAGUGCCGAAACCGUUGAUUUUUGAUGGACAUUCAGUUGAUUAUGAAUCGUUGGUUGCUGAAAUUUUGAUUGUUGAUUAAUUGUUUUAAUGUGUAUCAAGUAAAGAUUCCUAACAUUUGCUGGUUACAGCUUUACAAAUGAAAA